GCGGCGUUGCCGCUGCCGCUGGAGAAGGGGCGGAAGCAGGAGCUUACCGGGGAUGGUCCUGGCGGUGGCUCCAGCUCCUGGCGUGGGACGCGCGGCUUGACAGCGGCUCCUUCAGAUUGAAGAUAGCAGUAAUGCUAACGCUGGCAAGCAAACUAAAACGGGAUGAUGGUGUCAAGGGGUCCCGUACAUCCAACCCAGCUUCUGAUUCUACUCGGAGAGUGUCAGUUAGAGAUAAAUUGCUUGUUAAAGAAGUUGCAGAACUUGAAGUAAAUUUACCUUGUACGUGUGAAGUGAACUUCCCUGACCCAAAUAAACUCCAUUAUUUUCUCCUAACAGUAAACCCAGAUGAAGGUUAUUAUCAAAAUGGAACAUUUCAGUUUGAAAUUGAGGUUCCUGAUGCUUAUAAUAUGGUGCCUCCAAAAGUAAAAUGUUUGACUAGAAUCUGGCAUCCAAACAUCACUGAAACAGGGGAAAUUUGUUUAAGUUUAUUGAGAGAACAUUCGAUUGAUGGCACCGGCUGGGCUCCAACUAGAACUUUAAAGGAUGUUGUUUGGGGAUUAAACUCUUUAUUUACUGAUCUCUUGAAUUUUGAUGAUCCUUUGAAUAUUGAAGCUGCAGAACAUCAUUUACGUGACAAGGAGGACUUCCGAACUAAAGUUGAAGAUUACAUUAAGCGCUAUGCAAGAUGAUGAAGGGAGAUGAAUGGCAAGACCAUGGAUUGCAUACGCAACGUUGACUUGAUAACUUGAUAAACAACAAAAAACCUGGAAUGUACUUGUCCUGUGUCCAUGUUGUUCUGAAGAAGAAAACACGUCAUAAUAGUCCAUGUGAAUUGGAGAGUUCACUGUCCAUACAGCAAGAAAAUAGUGUAUGUUGGUUG
Messenger RNA from Elgaria multicarinata webbii, 880 nucleotides. RefSeq names its product ubiquitin conjugating enzyme E2 F (putative) (gene UBE2F). The transcript is spliced from 10 exons. The record is from RefSeq and is a predicted model, not a curated record. Lineage: Eukaryota; Metazoa; Chordata; Lepidosauria; Squamata; Anguidae. Bases 132 to 689 code for a protein of 185 amino acids.